Molecule: messenger RNA, 2467 nt
Organism: Daphnia pulicaria
Lineage: Eukaryota; Metazoa; Arthropoda; Branchiopoda; Diplostraca; Daphniidae
Product: phospholipid scramblase 2-like
Exons: 10
Coding region: 402-1448 (348 amino acids)
Biological process (GO): plasma membrane phospholipid scrambling
Cellular component (GO): plasma membrane
Molecular function (GO): phospholipid scramblase activity
Source: RefSeq, a predicted model, not a curated record
CCUGAGCCCAACCCAAAACAACAGAAGAAAAAAAAAAAAAAAACCAAAAAUUUCACAACACUAGCCAUUUGUUGGAAUUCAUUUCCAUUAAAUUCUUCUCUUUUUUGGUUCCGUGGUGACUCAUGGUUGUCUGACCACCGCACUGACAUACUCUGGUAGUUCUAGCGUUCAUUACUGAUACUCGAGGCAGUAGUAGAGUUGAGAUAGACGUGUGUAUUUGACCAAUGACGUCGGACUUGUUGGAUUGCUCAACAGUUCCGCUUCAGUACCCGUCUACUUGUUCCGCUUUUUCACCCACAGCCGUUAUUAUUCUUUUUCAAGAGAACGACCGGAACAACCUGUUUCGUUUGCGGUUCCCAGUGUUCCACCUCGUUGGAGCUUAGCUCAGUUCAGUCUCAGAUAUGUAUGAGCCGAAUGCUCCUCCAAAAGGAGGUUAUCCGCCAGCUCCAGGAGCACAGCCACCACCUUAUUCUGAACAGGGGGUGUCAUAUCCCCCACCAGCACUGGGACAUCCUGGAUAUGGUGGAUAUCCUCCACCUAUAGAUGGACAGCCUGAAAUUGGUUUUGCUGGUGGGGCUUAUCCAGCAUACCCUCAACCAAGUGCCCAGUCAUACCCACAGCCAUACCCAUAUCCACAACCAUAUCAGCCUCAACCAAAUCAACCUUAUGGAGGACCUGCUCCAGGACAGCCAAUUGUUGUCCAACCAACAGCACAAUCCACUGGUGCAGGAGAAUGGAUGCCAAUGCAACCAGCAUUUCAACAAAAUUCAAACUGUCCACCUGGCCUGGAAUACCUGACUGCCAUUGAUCAACUGUUGGUUCACCAAAAAGUCGAACUUCUUGAAGCUUUUACUGGAUUUGAAACUGCCAACAAGUACACAGUGAAAAAUUCGAUGGGACAAAAAGUCUUUCGUGCGACUGAAAUCUCCGACUGUUGCACCCGUCAAUUUUGCGGACCGAACCGCGCAUUUGAUAUGAAAAUUGUUGAUAACAACGAUCAUGAAGUCAUUCAUCUCAACCGGCCUCUAGCCUGUUCGUCUUGUUUCUUUCCUUGUUGCUUACAGACCAUGGAAGUAACCGCUCCACCAGGCACUGUAAUCGGUUCUAUUCAGCAAGAAUGGAGCAUCAUUAGUCCCAAAUUCAGCAUUAAAGAUGCUUCAGGAGAAACAGUGCUAACCAUAGAAGGACCGUUCUGUACCUUUAGCAUGUGUGGAGAUGUGGAAUUUAAUGUUUACUCUAGAGGCGGUGACAAAGUUGGCAAGAUAAGCAAACAAUGGAGCGGAUUGGUUCGCGAAGCUUUCACCGAUGCCGAUAUGUUUGGUAUAAAUUUCCCGCUUGAUCUUGAUGUGCGUAUUAAAGCCGUUAUGCUGGGUGCCUGCUUUCUUAUCGAUUUCAUGUUCUUCGAAAAGUCUGGCGACAAAGAAACCGACCGGCCAGGGAUGCUGUAAACAAGUUGUGGAUACACACAGGUCUGAAAGGAAUCUCGCUGAGUUACAAAGAAUCUACUUGCCAUCAAAUUUAUUCACACAAAUUAUUUACACAGUACUUGGUGGAUGGUUUCUAUUUUCUACCACAUUUAGAAAUUUGCUUUUUUUCUUCCCUAAUGAUGUUUGAUUGUGCUAAACUGGCUUUGUUAAAGACCCUCUUUCAACAGUCAAGUCCACUUAUUCCACUUUAUGCCUGGGUUGUACAAGACUAUGUGCAUAGAGCUCCAUUUUCAGUCAAAAAAAGACUGAAACCACCAUUGCCAUUUAAUGACUAAAUAGCCAAUUUACGUACGUACAGUUGCCAUCAUUAUAUUUGUGUGUGCCACCUUAUUAGUGUCAUAUUGUCCCGUGCCUAUCCACUUCAAGCCAAUCUUGUUUAUAAUUUUGGUGUAGUAUCUAGUAAACGAAAUAAGUUAAUCCAGCAAUCAGUGUACCAGUCCUAAUUCCUGCAUAAAUCAGAAGAAUAGAAAUCCAGACUGCGCGGGUGCGCGGAUUGUUACACUGUGCGUAAGCCGUCGUGGUAAAACCCACACCGACAAGCGCAGGCCAAUAAUUUGCCAAUCAUUUGUCGGAUUGCUCCACAUUGUUCCGCUUCCGCUUCAUUGCCUUUUAAUUGUUCCGCUUUUUCACCGAUCCAAGUUUGCGAUUUUUCUAUCGAACGACCAACCACCAAAUCUAAAGAAACUGUGCUACAAAGCCUUUGGCUAGGAAUUACGUAACUAUGCCCCGGGGAAAUCAAACUAACGCCGAGUUCCGAUUACUAAGGAAAGAUCGAUUCUGAACGUGUUGUGAUUAUUAGUCAACACACCAACCCAUUCAACAAUCAACACUCAACAGGUCUUCCUUCUGAUCUGCUUGCAGUACAGCUGGAAGGCAACAUGGCCUCCGACGCAACGAUUCUUUUACAAGAGUAUCAAGCGGGAAUAUUAACUGUUCUACAACUAUUACUUGCAACUAUUUAAAAUGUCCAUAAUUAUUUG